CCUCAUUACCAUACAGGGUGACGUCAGUGUUUGUGCUGCUGGCAGAAUACUCGUCUGGUUCGUCUGUAUCCACAACACGUUGGGAGUAUGACACAGACAGUGCAGACGAAUGGGGUGCAACCCCUCAGUAAGACAUGGGAACUCAGUCUGUAUGAGCUACAGAGGACUCCACAGGAGGCCAUCACAGAUGGGCUGGAGAUAGCCGUGUCUCCCAGGAGCCUCCACAGUGAGCUGAUGUGUCCCAUCUGUCUGGACAUGCUGAAGAACACCAUGACAACCAAGGAAUGUCUUCACCGUUUCUGUGCCGACUGCAUCAUCACCGCCCUCCGAUCAGGCAACAAGGAAUGCCCUACGUGCAGGAAGAAGCUGGUGUCUAAGCGGUCCCUGCGGCCGGACCCUAACUUUGAUGCCCUCAUCAGUAAGAUCUACCCCAGCAGAGACGAGUACGAGGCCCACCAGGAGAGGGUUCUGGCCCGCAUCUCCAAACACAACAACCAGCAGGCCCUGUCCCACAGCAUCGAGGAGGGCCUCAAGAUACAGGCCAUGAACAGGCUGCAGCGAGGGAAGAAGCACCAGCUGGAGAACGGGAGUGGGCUGGAGGACAACGGUGACUCCUCCCACUGCAGCAACGCCUCCGUCCACUCUAACCAGGAGGCGGGGCCGAGCAUCAAGCGUACCAAGACGUCAGAUGACUCUGGUCUGGACAUGGACAACGCUACAGAGAACGGAGGGGGAGGGGACGUGGCCAUGGACGGAGCCAGCGAGAUAGAACUGGUGUUCUGUCCUCAUCCUACGCUCAUGGACAAGGAGGACAACGUGCAGACCAGUGUUGAGUUUGUUCCCAGGUACAUCAAGACGUCGGGUAACGCCACAGUGGACCACCUGUCAAUAUAUUACCUGGCUGUACAACAUAAUUUAUAUCUGGAGGAACUGAGGAAGAACGGAUAGGCCAGCCCUGUCAACGCUGCCUCAGAGAAACAAUACACCAUUUAUAUCCCUACAGCCAACGGCCAGUUCACGGUGCUGAACGGGUCUUUCUCUCUGGAGCUUGUCAGUGAGAAGUACUGGAAGGUGAACAAACCCAUGGAACUGUACUUCGCCCCCACCAAGGAGCACAAGUAGACCGCCUGGAGUACACCUGGGGGGUAGACCGCCUGGAGUACACCUGGAGCACACCUGGGGGUAGACCGCCUGGAGUACACCUGGGGGUAGACCGCCUGGAGUACACCUGGGGGUAGACCGCCUGGAGUACACCUGGGGGUAGACCGCCUGGAGUACACCUGGGGCACCCUAUUUCCUAUGUAGGGCUUUGGCCAAAAGUAGUGCACUAUAUAGGGAAUAGGGUGCCCUUUAGGACACAGCCCUGGAUGAGACCUGCCAGGAGGACGAGGUGUCUAAUGGACUAUCUCUACAUCUCUCUCUACAUCUCUCUCUACAUCUCUCUCUACAUCUCUCUCUACAUCUCUCUCUACAUCUCUCUCUACAUCUCUCUCUACAUCUCUCUCUACAUCUCUCCCUCUCAA
Oncorhynchus tshawytscha (Chinook salmon) is the source of this 1523-nucleotide messenger RNA. Its product is annotated as E3 ubiquitin-protein ligase RING2. Gene Ontology annotation, molecular function: chromatin binding; ubiquitin protein ligase activity. Gene Ontology annotation, cellular component: ubiquitin ligase complex; PcG protein complex. Lineage: Eukaryota; Metazoa; Chordata; Actinopteri; Salmoniformes; Salmonidae. The record is from RefSeq and is a predicted model, not a curated record.